Macadamia integrifolia is the source of this 3495-nucleotide messenger RNA. Its product is annotated as mechanosensitive ion channel protein 6-like. Gene Ontology annotation, cellular component: plasma membrane. The record is from RefSeq and is a predicted model, not a curated record. Gene Ontology annotation, biological process: transmembrane transport; monoatomic anion transport. Gene Ontology annotation, molecular function: mechanosensitive monoatomic ion channel activity. NCBI's taxonomy places the organism in Eukaryota, Viridiplantae, Streptophyta, Magnoliopsida, Proteales, Proteaceae. Bases 286 to 3183 code for a protein of 965 amino acids. The transcript is spliced from 5 exons.
UCACACCCCAAUGGCCCAAACUUGCCCGUCACUCACGGCUCCUACGUGUUUCUUUUUUCGUUCUCUUCUCUCUGCAGUUUUUUCUUUGGGAUAUCAUCUUUCUCUAUACAGUUUAAGCUUCUAUAAUCACGCUUCUCUCGCUUCCACAGACCGUAAACUAAAGUAUUAAUAAAACAGAAUAAAAUCACGAAGAUAACGGCGACAGUUCUUAGUCUUGGGUGUGUAAUCUUCUGUAGAACUUAGUCUUAAUUCCGUUCUUUUAUAUGAAACUGGAGCUUUCGAUUCAUGGAUUCGCUCAGAAAUCCAUUCAAAUCUCACGGUUCCUACAACAAGAUGUCUCCGGAAGGAAUAAUAGGGUUUGAAUUGUCUUAUGAAGAGAAACCCAUACUUUCAAUCUCUGGUCACGAUGAUCAUCUCACCAAAUCCGAUGAUCAUCUCCACCGGGGAGAGUUCGUCGUCAAGAUUGAUGGCAACAAUUCCCGUACUAAAGAUGUCGGGCAAGUUAUGGAGCCAAGCGGGAGUAAGAUAUGGAGUGAACCCAGUUACGAUUUCUGGAAAGGAAUAGGAGGAGGAGCAGGUCUGGAGGGCAGAGAUGGAGGUAAUGCGGGCCAAAGCAGUGGUGGUGGAAUGGGCAAUUUUUAUUUUCAACAGGGAGGGGAGGAUCCACCGUCGAAAUUGAUUGGGCAAUUCUUGAAUAAGCAGAAGGAUUCAGGGGAAAUAUCGCUGGAUAUGGAUUUGGAGAUGGAUGAGCUUCAGAUUAAUCACGAUCGAACUUUACCACCUAUUGCAGAGAGCCCGACAGAUAAGUUGUCGAGAGACCUCAAUGUUUCUUUCCAAGAAUCUUCACGGAAUCAUGUCGAAAUCGGCCCAGAGCCUCCCGUCCGGCGACCGUACGAUGACGACUCGUCCGACGAGGAGAAGGAGAAGGAGAAGGAGAAGGAGAAGGAGAAGCCGCGGCAUCAACAACUACCACCACGCGGCGGCCGUGGGUCUUCGAAUUUGGAGGGUCGUGAAUCUCGUGAAGGUAGUGUAGCAGGGGAACGUGGUGGUAGAAGUGCGGUGUUAAGAUGUACCUCUAAUGCUUCAUUCCGUCCGAGUUCCGAGAUGUUGAGGACCAGAACCAAAUCGAGAUUGAUAGACCCGGUGGAAGAAUCAGAACGAAGAUCUAAUAUGAAUUCAACUCCUCCGGCCAAAUCAGGCUUGAUGAAAUCUGGAAUAUUGUCAGGUAAGAUAAAUGAAGAGGAGGAAGAAGAUCCUUUCUUUCUGGAAGACAUUCCAGAUGAAUUCAGAAAGGGGAAGCUCAGUAUAUUAACAUUACUCGAAUGGAUCAGUUUCAUUUUGAUCCUCGCUGUGUUUAUUGCAAGUAUUAUAGUCCCACGUUUAGAGAAGAAGCUUGUCUGGGGCCUUCAUCUAUGGAAAUGGGAAAUGCUGAUUCUAGUUCUUAUCUGCGGAAGGUUGGUCUCUGGUUGGGCUAUUCGGAUUGUCGUCUUCUUCAUUGAGCGCAAUUUUUUGUUGCGCAAGCGGGUUCUGUAUUUCGUUUAUGGUGUGAGGAAGCCUGUUCGGAAUUGCAUUUGGUUGGGUCUUGUUCUUAUCAAUUGGUAUGUCAUGUUAGACUAUAAGGUUAGUCAUGAUAAGACUACCACCAGCCUUUUGUCAUAUGUAACCAAGAUCUUGGUCGGUCUCUUGGUGAAUACUUUGAUAUGGUUGGUGAAGACACUUCUGGUUAAGGUCCUUGCUUCUUCAUUCCAUGUGAGCACCUAUUUUGAUCGGAUUCAAGAUUCUCUGUUCAAUCAAUAUGUGAUUGAGACACUUUCUGGAGCUCCUUGGAUUGAAAUUCAGCAAACCCAGGAAGAUAAUGAGAAGUGUAUGGCAGAGGUUCAGCAGCUUCAGGAUGCAGGGGCAACCAUGCCGCCUGACCUUCGAGCUGCCUUUCCUUCAUUUAAAAGUGGGAGGGUGAUAGGGAGUGGACGGCUACAGAGGAACCUCCCUAAUACCACCAAAAGCUUUAAGUUGUCUGGGACAGCUUCCAAGCAUCAAGAUGAAGGGAUCACGAUCGAUCACAUUCACAAACUGAACCAGAAGAACAUCUCUGCAUGGAACAUGAAGAGGCUGAUGAAUAUAGCUCGGCGUGGAGUCUUGUCGACUCUGGAUGAACAGAUAUUAGAUUCAACACAACAUGAGGCUGAGGAAUCAAAUACGCAGAUAAGAAGUGAAUGUGAGGCAAAAGUUGCUGCAAAGAAGAUCUUCCGCAAUGUGGCUAAACCUGGCUCCAAGUACAUUUACCUACAGGAUCUUAUGCGUUUCAUGAGAGAAGAUGAAGCUCUUAAGACCAUGAGUCUCUUUGAAGGAGCAAAUGACAAAAAGAGAAUCAGCAAGUUUUCUCUCAAGAACUGGGUGGUUACCGCAUUCAGAGAAAGACGAGCACUUGCCUUGACAUUGAACGAUACGAAAACAGCUGUAAACAAACUUCAUCAUAUGUUAAACUUCAUUGUGGCAAUCAUCCUCUUUGUUAUUUGGCUUCUCAUAUUGGGAAUUGCCACAACUCAUUUUCUUGUCUUGAUUAGCUCUCAAGUCCUACUUGUGGUGUUCAUCUUCGGAAACACCUGCAAGACUGUAUUUGAAUCAAUCAUUUUCUUAUUUGCAAUCCACCCAUUCGAUGUUGGUGAUCGUUGUUUAGUGGAUGGAGUUCAGAUGAUAGUAGAAGAGAUGAACAUCUUAACUACAGUGUUUCUGAGGUAUGACAACCUGAAGAUCACAUACCCAAACACUCAACUCGCUUCUUUGCCUAUCAGUAACUUCUACCGUAGUCCUGACAUGGGAGAUAGCAUUGAUUUCUGUGUUCAUGUUUCCACUCCACUUGAGAAAAUUUCUUUGAUGAAACAAAGAAUAUUAAGGUAUACUGAUAAGAAGGAGGACCACUGGUGUCCUGGUUCCAUGGUUGUGCUUCGAGAUGUUGAGGACAUGAACUUACUAAAGAUAUCAGUAUGGGUAACACAUAGAAUUAAUCAUCAGGACAUGGGAGAAAGGUGGGCAAGGAGGGAACCCUUGUUAGAGGAGAUUAUAAAAGCACUUAGGGAGCUCGACAUCGAAUACCGAAUGCUACCUGUUGACAUCAAUCUCCGAAAUAUGCCUAACAUAGCUUCUACACGACUUCCAUCUAAUUGGACUACUUGUUCAAACUAAGGCAGACUAAUCUUCCAGGGUCAGAUGUAUAUCCCGAAUAGUACUAAUCCUCCUGAUAGCUACACUGGGAACAUAUACCGAGAGCAUUUGAAACACAACCUGAUGAGAAGGGAAAGGCAUUUUGGUUUCCUUGCUCUGCCUACUGAAGGGUUCUUACUCCUUAUUAAUCCCAAUGGACCAAAUCCCACCCCCCUUCCUUUUCUUUUAAGUUGUACAGCAAAGUGAUUCUUAUGCCAUGUUCUCCUACUCUUGGUACCCUUUUUGUUGAGUGAACUUUGACAAAAUAAUUAUUUGCAUGCGGCCCAUGUUUGC